This is a messenger RNA of Ruditapes philippinarum (Manila clam), 996 nucleotides long. RefSeq names its product kinetochore protein Spc25-like. The transcript has 7 exons. The coding region runs from base 147 to 848 and encodes 233 amino acids. Gene Ontology annotation, biological process: chromosome segregation. Gene Ontology annotation, cellular component: Ndc80 complex. Lineage: Eukaryota; Metazoa; Mollusca; Bivalvia; Venerida; Veneridae. The record is from RefSeq and is a predicted model, not a curated record.
AAUGGUAUUCCCCAUCUACGAGACUUUUGAUUGGUCAACUAAUGAUUGAACUCGUAUCUUUCCGUUAGUUUCCGUAUAAGAGACGACUACAGGAAGGUGUGUGUUUUUGCAAAGAGCGGUUGUUUUGAAAAACAAAAUUAAUAGUGAUGGCAGGUGCUGCAGAUCUAGAUGAUGAGCUACAAACGUUACAAGUCAGAUUGAAACAGGCUCAAGAUAAAACAGACUUUUGGAUGAAGGAGGAAAUCAAACAACUUGCUGCCAAUCAAAGUAUCAAACAUGAACAAGUGCUUAAAGACCUGAAUGAUCAAAAGGAGAAAUAUGAGCACAUCAUGUCCAGCAAACUAAAAGAGAAUAUUAUAACUGAUAAAAAAUUGGAAGAGAAAUGUGCCCAGUUGGAGAGUUUGAAGACAGAACUUGAGAAGCUCUACACAAUAUCACAAGAGCUGCAUACUACAAAAGCUAAAUAUGAGGCAGAAAAUAGGUCAGUGAUAACAGAUAUUGAGCAGAUCAAGAAAGACAUAGAUGCUCCAACACAAGCUAAACAAGAGUUAAAUUACCUGAAUAAAGCAAGUGAUGUAUUCAGCAGUAUGUUGGGAUUGUCCUUCAAGAAAACACAUGGUGGUAGAAUUCAAGUUAUUUUCACUCAUAUUGAUGAAAAAGAUCCACUGAUGGCUUUUUAUUUCUUCCUUCAAAUUCAAGGUCCUAGUAGGAAAUAUGUUGUAAGUGAUGUUGAACCAUCAGUUGAUGGGGUUGAAGAACUGGUAACAGAGUUGAACAAAACAAAUAAUUUGAGACGUUUUAUGUUGGAAAUGAGAAGCAAAUUUAAAGCUACAGUAAAAAUUAGCUGAAUGUGAUGUUAUUAUCUUGUUAUUUAUCUAUGUAUAUUCUGUAUUUCUCUUGUUAGUGGAUAUGAACUUGUUAUGAACAUUUUUUUUAAUCAAGGUUCAAUGAAGGAAAAAAAUCAUAAAUUUAUAGGAUUGAUGGAUUGGUCAAAUU